AUGCAAAGUGAAGAAGGCCUUGGAGGUGGACGGCCCCCGCGGGACCUCCCCCCCGUGGCCUCAGCCUCCGGGAGAGUCUGCCGCGUCCAAAGCACCUCCCGAGAGCCCUGCCUCGGUCCUGCCUCGGUCCUGCCUCGGUCCUGCCUCGGUCCUGCCUCGGUCCUGCCUCGGUCCUGCCUCGGUCCUGCCUCGGUCCCUGCCUCGGUCCUGCCUCGGUCCUGCCUCGGUCCUGCCUCGGUCCUGCCUCGGUCCCUGCCUCGGUCCCUGCCUCGGUCCUGCCUCGGUCCCUGCCUCGGUCCUGCCUCGGUCCCUGCCUCGGUCCUGCCUCGGUCCUGCCUCGGUCCUGCCUCGGUCCCUCCCUGCCUCGGUCCUGCCUCGGUCCCUGCCUCGGUCCUGCCUCGGUCCCUCCCUGCCUCGGUCCUGCCUCGGUCCCUGCCUCGGUCCUGCCUCGGUCCCUCCCUGCCUCGGUCCUGCCUCGGUCCCUCCCUGCCUCGGAGCCCCCUACCCGGGCCACAUGAGCCCCCUACCCGGGCCACAGGAGCCCCCUACCCGGGCCACAGGAGCCCCCUACCCGGGCCACAGGAGCCCCUUACCCGGGCCACAGGAGCCCCUUACCCGGGCCACAGGAGCCCCCUACCCGGGCCACAGGAGCCCCCUACCCGGGCCACAGGAGCCCCCUACCCGGGCCACAGGAGCCCCCUACCCGGGCCACAGGAGCCCCCUACCCGCCCCGGGCCACAGGAGCCCCCUACCCGGGCCACAGGAGCCCCCUACCCGGGCCACAGGAUCCCCCUACCCGCCCCGGGCCAGAGGAGCCCCCUACCCGGGCCACAGGAGCCCCUUACCCGGGCCACAGGAGCCCCCUACCCGGGCCACAGGAGCCCCCUACCCGGGCCACAGGAGCCCCCUACCCGCCCCGGGCCACAGGAGCCCCCUACCCGGGCCACAGGAUCCCCCUACCCGCCCCGGGCCAGAGGAGCCCCCUACCCGGGCCACAGGAGCCCCUUACCCGGGCCACAAGAGCCCCUUACCCGGGCCACAGGAGCCCCUUACCCGGGCCACAGGAGCCCCCUACCCGGGCCACAGGAUCCCCCUACCCGCCUCGGGCCACAGGAGCCCCCCUACCCGGGCCACAGGAGCCCCCUAGCCGGGCCACAGGAACCCCCUACCCAGGCCACAGGAGCCCCCUACCCGGGCCAUAGGAUCCCCCUACCCGCCCCGGGCCACAGGAUCCCCCUACCCGCCCCGGGCCACAGGAGCCCCCUACCCGGGCCACAGGAGUCCCCUGCCCGGGCCACAGGAGCCCCCUGCCCGGGCCACAGGAUCCCCCUACUCGCCCCGGGCCACAGGAUCCCCCUACCCGCCCCGGGCCACAGGAGCCCCCUACCCGGAUCCCCCUACCCGCCCCGGGCCACAGGAUCCCCCUACCCGCCCCGGGCCACAGGAGCCCCCUACCCGGGCCACAGGAGUCCCCUGCCCGGGCCACAGGAGCCCCCUGCUCGGGCCACAGGAUCCCCCUACUCGCCCCGGGCCACAGGAUCCCCCUACCCGCCCCGGGCCACAGGAGCCCCCUACCCGGUCCACAGGAUCCCCCUACCCGCCCUGGGCCACAGGAGCCCCCUACCCGGGCCACAGGAUCCCCCUACCCGCCCUGGGCCACAGGAGCCCCCUACCCGGGCCACAGGAUCCCCCUACCCGCCCCGGGCCACAGGAGCCCCCUACCCGCCCUGGGCCACAGGAGCCCCCUACCCGGGCCACAGGAUCCCCCUACCCGCCCUGGGCCACAGGAGCCCCCCCUACCCGGGCCACAGGAUCCCCCUACCCGCCCUGGGCCACAGGAGCCCCCUACCCGGGCCACAGGAUCCCCCUACCCGCCCUGGGCCACAGGAGCCCCCUACCCGGGCCACAGGAUCCCCCUACCCGCCCUGGGCCACAGGAGCCCCCUACCCGGGCCACAGGAUCCCCCUACCCGCCCCGGGCCACAGGAGCCCCCUGCCCGCCCCGGGCCACAGGAGCCCCCUACCCGGGCCACAGGAGCCCCCUACCCGGGCCACAGGAUCCCCCUACCCGCCCCGGGCCACAGGAGCCCCCUACCCGCCCCGGGCCACAGGAGCCCCCUGCCCGCCCCGGGCCACAGGAGCCCCCUACCCGCCCCGGGCCACAGGAGCCCCCUACCCGCCCUGGGCUGAGCGACAGAUGUGA
Messenger RNA from Knipowitschia caucasica, 2202 nucleotides. Lineage: Eukaryota; Metazoa; Chordata; Actinopteri; Gobiiformes; Gobiidae. The record is from the annotation of a GenBank genome assembly.